AUGUCUGAGCUUCACCCACCUAUUCUCAGAUUUGACAAGUUACCGGCUGAGCUCAUCUCGUUGAUCAUAUACUAUGCUCAGAUAGCCUGGCAUAACGAACACUUUGCGGCACAAGCUCCAUACGCGGCGGUGAAGCGCUACGAGGUGUCGCAACCUGCGUCUGCACCAUCCACUGUACUCCCAUGCUGUAACGGUGCACAAUGGGAUUUCAGUCGACCAAUUUGCAUACGCUCAGACUCUGGCAAGGCCCUCCCCCCUCACCUCCCUUCUCCUGCCCAUAGCACAUCGCUGGUCUCGAGAAGGUUACGCGGCGUCCUUCUUGAGGAUUCUAAGAUCUGGCAGCUGGAUAACACCCUAUACCCUGCGAUCGCGCGCCACUCUGGAGAACACCGUACCACCUUUCGUGGGCGGACUGUCAUAGAGUACGGAUCACGCAACCUCAUAGCGUUGGACGUCUGCGCGUGUCUUCUCCGCGGCCUCCGUUCCUUCUACUCUCGUCUCGUGAGGGUCAAGCUCAGGCUUCCGUCAUCAGGCGACCGAAGGUUGGCGACCGAGCUACGAAAAUUUGUUCGCGACAACAGGGGCCGCGCGAACAGCCCUCUGCUCAGCUUUGACCUCGAGGCUCUGGAUCCGGAUCCGCUCCACGCUCGGGAAGGCCGGCGUCGGUGUAUGACGGCCAUCGAGAGUGUAAACCUGCGCGAAUGCCGGGUUUCGAACUACCCCGUAUUCUACUUCUCAAAGACGCUGAUCUCCCUUUACCUGCAUCAAGGUCCUGGCACCUCCAUGGUCUUUGGAUCGUCGCUAUCCGUCGGUCUCUUAGCAUGCGCCGCCACCCUCGAGUAUCUGACGAUCGACAUCGCUGGAGGCUUCCUUGCCGAUAUCGAGGGCACCAUCACAUUUCUUCGACUGCGCUACUUCCGGCUUUGCAUGGAUCCCCUGUUUGGAGCCCUCCUGCUUGGCAGGCUUGUUCUACCCUACGCUCUCGACCUGCAUCUCGAGCAGGUCGAGUCCUGGAGAGAGCACUUCACAGCAAAGCACCCGGGAAUAUACGAGGUCCCUUUCUGGCCUUCAGAGCAUGCCCCGGAAUAUUUCGACUGUGAAUGGAGGCGGCCGCAGACGUUUGCUCAAGAUCUAGCUCAGCCCCAUUGCACCAGUAUGAUCCACUCCGCCCACCCCGCAAAUCACACGACGAACACCGCCGACCCGGCUGAGCCACUCUGGCAUCGCUCAACACGGGUGAUGGGGCUGGACGUACGAAUCGAUCCAAACACCCAGCCCUCCGAGCCGGCGGCGGCACGCUUCCCCGAGCUUGUCAGCGUCAGUGUGGCGGAGUCUGUGCAGGAACUGAGGCCGGUGCUGCAGGACCCGGUGGGCCGUGAUGCGGAAGGCAGUCAGGCGCUUGGUGACAAGCUCGCCGCUCGGCGAUCCCUCACGUUCAGAGACAAUCAGGUGCUCCGGCAAGACCGUGAGCGAGACUUCAAUGCCCAGUAUCCGAAGGCCUUGUACGACGCGAUUCAAUAUGUCCUGAGCCUUAUGCCCGACGCAUGGGCUUCCGCGUCCGAGCGCCGAGUGAAGGAGUUCGUCUUCGCUCGGGAUAGCUGGUUGCCGGAUCGCUCUCUAGGCUACCAGCACAUCCUAGGGAGAUUCACGGCUCUCACUGUGCUCCAUUUCGAGUGCCCUUUGCUCAGCGACGACGUCGAAUUCAAGCCAAACAUGGAAGGGUGCUUGGCGUUAGAGCAUCUUCAAGCGCUUGCGUGGGCCCUCGAUGCGCCGAGCACCGGCGGCGUUUAUCUCUGCCCGGCGCUGGAGAUAAUUCACCUUCAGGUGCCCACGGAUAGCUUGCUGGAUCCAGUGGGGCGGGACCGCUGGGAGUCGUCGGUCAAUUCACCAGAUCGCCUGGCUUUUGGCGCUCAAAGAAUUCGGCUCACCUCUAGUCAGGACUGA
Molecule: messenger RNA, 1944 nt
Organism: Peniophora sp. CBMAI 1063
Lineage: Eukaryota; Fungi; Basidiomycota; Agaricomycetes; Russulales; Peniophoraceae
Source: the annotation of a GenBank genome assembly